AUGGGUCAAUACUGGAUGUUGGCAAACCUGGACAAGCGGGAGACAUUUGGCAUAUGGGGAAAACUUGGCGAAUUCUUUUACAGUGAUUUUACGAAAUUGGUCGAAUUCAUCCUGACGCCAUACCCUCACCCUGCGCCUGACUCUGUACUAGCGAAGCAUAAGCCGUAUGUUCGUACGGCGGAAACUGGAAAAGCACUCGGCCGUCUGGACCUGCCAGGAGAAAUGUUGCAUCGCAUCUUCGACAAUAUCACAAGCUUCCAAGAUGCACUGUUUCUGACUCUCGCAAACCCCCUGCUUGAACCAUUUGGCCACCAGCGGAUGUACGAACUCAUCUGCCUAUGUCAGCAACGGUGGAAGGGAGAUCGUAUAAUCUGCCUUGGUGACUACGCAAGGGAUGACGAUCUUCCAAAAGGACUUUGGUCUGAAACCGAGCUGGAGGAACUUCAGGACAAGAAGCUAGACGUUUACAGAUUCAAGCAAAUCGAGUACUCUCCAAAGGCAUACUGGAGACCACGCCAUGACGCAUUGCUCCGCCUCUCACCGAAGGAAUCUGAGGUAUACAAAAGCAUCGCUCUCGAGAGACCGAAUUUUCGCCACGAUGACAAUGCGAAGGAGCGUCAGUGGGUGUUGUGCAAUCUAUCGAAGCAGCAGUACGUCCGGGCAGACGCGCUUGCGGCUCACUCAAAGGCGAUACCGGACGGACCGUUCAUACCCAGGUCCAUAGGCCUCGGGAACGUUCUGUUAUCCUUGAUAUGCUGGUCAUCUGAUCCCUCGAUAUCGAUGCACUUCAACGACGACCUGACUCGCGGUGCGUGGGCAGGUAACCGUUUCGAAGUCACGACGCUAGACCGCUUGUCUCCACCGCUCGCAUCGGGUAGUUGGCGCGAUGUCAGCAGGCCAGUUGUUGCUCGAUUAGUGGCGAGCUGGAGGAGGAGAUGA
Postia placenta MAD-698-R-SB12 is the source of this 939-nucleotide messenger RNA. RefSeq lists its product as hypothetical. NCBI's taxonomy places the organism in Eukaryota, Fungi, Basidiomycota, Agaricomycetes, Polyporales, Adustoporiaceae. The record is from RefSeq and is a predicted model, not a curated record. The transcript has 3 exons. The coding region runs from base 1 to 939 and encodes 312 amino acids.